Suillus subaureus is the source of this 525-nucleotide messenger RNA. RefSeq lists its product as uncharacterized. The record is from RefSeq and is a predicted model, not a curated record. NCBI's taxonomy places the organism in Eukaryota, Fungi, Basidiomycota, Agaricomycetes, Boletales, Suillaceae. The transcript has a single exon. The annotation marks the transcript as partial.
UUGACACCCAAGGACUGGAGUGCAAUCCAGCUUGUCUCACACUGGCUUAAGGCAUUUUGUUCAGCCACAACACAAAUGUCAACAAUGAAGCAUUCAAUGCUAUCAUCUACUCAAGCCAUUUUCCGUGGUCUGCAGGAGUCUCUAUCUGAAUUGCCAGAUAAUACACCGCCUCAUCUCAAGAAUUUGCUCAUCAAGCCACAUCGGAAACUGAGUGACUAUUACACCAAGUUUGAUGAGUCACCAUUGUACAUAUGGUCCUCUUGUAAGCUGUUUCCUUACAUCCAUCCCAAGGUUCCAACUCAUUUAUUGACAGUUCUCAAUCCCCAAAUUUCAUAUGGAGGUCUUUUGGACAACUGUGGUGAUGACCCCACCCUCCAACAUCACUUGGAAGGGGCAAAAGAUCAGUUGCAACAAUACUAUCAGGACAACUACCUCGCAUUGCAAGCUACUUUGGCUGUUCCCCAACUGGCAGCAGCAGCAGAAAUUGUCUCUGGCUCACCACAGAAAGUCAACUUCACAGCCUGA